Corythoichthys intestinalis (scribbled pipefish) is the source of this 1929-nucleotide messenger RNA. RefSeq names its product lactate dehydrogenase A4 (gene ldha). The record is from RefSeq and is a predicted model, not a curated record. Gene Ontology annotation, cellular component: cytoplasm. The transcript has 8 exons. Bases 163 to 1161 code for a protein of 332 amino acids. Lineage: Eukaryota; Metazoa; Chordata; Actinopteri; Syngnathiformes; Syngnathidae. Gene Ontology annotation, biological process: lactate metabolic process; pyruvate metabolic process. Gene Ontology annotation, molecular function: L-lactate dehydrogenase (NAD+) activity.
UGCUCAUACGUAAGAAGGCGGGGAGGGGCGAGCGAGAACGACGAUUGGUUUAAAUAGCAAGCCGACCCUCCCUCAAAGCGGCACCUCUUCUGCGGGAGAACUGCGUCAAGCAACAACCAACGCAACGGGAAGCAUUCCAUCCUUUUCACUCAAGCUCAAACGAUGGCCACCAAAGAAAAACUGAUCACCCAAGUACUGAAGGAGGAGCCUGGGAGCAGCAGGAACAAAGUAACGGUGGUGGGUGUCGGCAUGGUGGGCAUGGCCACUGCCGUGAGUCUCCUGCUCAAGGAUCUGUGUGACGAGCUGGCACUGGUGGACGUGAUGGAGGACAAACUGAAGGGUGAAGCAAUGGACCUGCAACAUGGCUCCUUCUUCCUGAAAACACACAAGAUUGUAGCAGACAAAGACUACAGCGUGACAGCCGGCUCCAGGGUGGUAGUGCUGACAGCCGGCGCACGUCAGCAGGAAGGAGAGAGUCGUCUGAAUCUGGUGCAGCGCAACGUCAACAUCUUCAAGUUUAUCAUCCCCAACAUUGUCAAGUACAGCCCCAACUGCAUCCUGAUGGUUGUCUCAAACCCAGUGGACAUCUUGACCUACGUUGCUUGGAAGUUAAGUGGGUUCCCCCGCCACCGUGUCAUCGGCUCAGGCACCAACCUGGACACAGCCCGCUUCCGCCACCUCAUGGGAGAGAAAAUGACUCUCCACCCUUCAAGCUGCCAUGGCUGGAUCAUCGGAGAGCAUGGAGACUCCAGCGUGCCUGUUUGGAGUGGCGUGAACGUGGCCGGUGUCAGCCUUCAGGGCCUCAACCCUAAGAUGGGGGCUGACGGAGAUAGUGAAGACUGGAAGGCUGUGCACAAAAUGGUGGUUGAUGGCGCUUAUGAGGUGAUCCGUCUGAAAGGUUACACUUCAUGGGCCAUCGGGAUGUCUGUGGCUGACCUGGUGGCGAGCAUCACUAAGAACAUGCACAAAGUUCACCCCGUGUCCACGCUUAUCAAGGGCAUGUACGGCGUGAAAGAGGAGGUUUUCCUGAGCGUCCCCUGCGUCCUGGGCAACACGGGCCUGUCGGACAUCAUCAACAUGACCCUGAAGCCUGAGGAGCAGCAGCAGCUGGUGAAGAGCGCUGAGACGCUGUGGGCCGUCCAGAAGGAGCUCACACUGUGAUAUCACAAUUUGACUCCAAACUAAAUGUUACAAACACUGUGCAUUGCCCCAAGCUACUCCCCUUGUACUUUCUGUGUCAAACGUUGUUAAGACCUAUGAAGUUGUAAAAAGUGGAAGCUACUCUCCGAAAUUAACAAACAUUAGAUGUUGCUGUUUAUUUUUUUCUGUCAUCUCCCCUCUGUGUAUGAAUAAGCAAAAACAGCCUUGAAGGUCAAGCCUGAUCUAGUAUCUAAAAUACUAUGUACUGUAUGCUGUCACUGUACACUCGUGGCUUCUUUCGUACACUCCUUAUGUUCAUAUUCUGUCUAAAAUGUAAAGGUUAUAUGUCUGUUUUUGUCCACUUGGUUAACUUGUGUUUUUUCAAAGUCUGAUGGAGACAUUCCAUUCUCAGUGAGGGCAGACUUCCUGUCCACCUUAUGUUGUAAUACGCAGCAAUGUACACACGUGUGACCACAAGUGCACUGACAAGUGAGAUAAGAGUCAAUAGAAAAUCACUACACUCCUUUGGUUUGAGAUGUCAUUGAAAGGAAGGCAUCAAUAUAUACAACAAACUUGAAUAUGUUGUUUGUGCACCAUAAUACCCUCAAAGAAUCUAAAGGACGUUAACAGAGUGUAAUUGUGUUGUUUUCCCCAAAAGCCGUUACUGCAGAUGAUAAAUAUUUAUUGUUUCCAGUCUUAUCUAUCAUUAAGAUAAUUGACUGAGUCGAUGUAUCUGGGCAUAUUUUUAUGUGCUAAAGCAACAAAUAAAGCCAGGAUACAGAAACAAAA